AUGAUGAUUUCUUUAAUGCAAUGGGUGUAUCCAACAAAGACGUUGGAGUCGUAUUCUAGAUCAAUAUUAUCUCGAAAGGUGUCUCUGGUAGUAUUUCAAUUGAGAUAUAGGAGUAAAAAAUCAGAAGGAAAGUAUUUGAAACUUUCAGAUAUUAACCAAAAUACUGUUGCUGCAAAAUAUGCUGUCAGAGGGAGUAUUCCAAUCAGAGCUGAUGAGCUUGAUGCUCUUCUUCAUUCAGGAAAAAAACAUACACUCCCAUUCGACAAAAUAGUUCAAGCUAAUAUUGGAAAUCCUCAGCAGUUGGACCAGAAACCCUUAACUUGGUACAGGCAGGUGCUAUCUAUCGUUCAGUAUCCAGAUAUUUUAAAUACGCCAGAAGCUAACAUUAUCUAUCCCUCGGACGUUAUUGAGAGAGCUAAAAUAUUAAUUGAAGCGAUCAAAUCAGCUGGUGCGUACUCUAAUUCCCAAGGGGUAGAGUACAUUAGGAAAUCAGUUGCAGAUUUUAUCAGCAAAAGAGAUGGGUAUCCCUCUGAUCCGAAGGAUAUUUUUCUCACUAGUGGAGCCUCUUCAGCUGUCCUGUAUUUGCUUCAGAUCUUGGCAAGCAAUAAGGAUUCGGCAUUCCUAAUUCCUAUCCCCCAAUAUCCUUUGUACACUGCCUCCAUUGCAUUAAAUGAUUCCAAACCUGUAGGGUAUUACUUAAAUGAAGAGAACAAUUGGUCGACUGACCCAGAACAGAUAAGGGGCUUGCUUGAAAAGAGCAUUGCAGAUGGAACUCCUCACAUUAACUCAUUGGUCAUCAUUAAUCCAGGUAAUCCUACGGGUUCUAUCUUAUCGAAAAAGGAAAUCGUUGAAGUAAUAAACAUUGCAGCUGACUAUGGUAUUGUUUUAAUUGCUGAUGAAGUUUAUCAAGUCAACAUUUUCAAAGGAGAAUUCUUGUCAUUCAAAAAGGUUCUAUGCGAGCUACUUGAAAACGACCAUGAAAAAUAUAAGGAUGUUCAGUUGGCAUCUCUCCAUUCUAUCUCAAAGGGAGUUAGCGGAGAAUGUGGUCAAAGAGGAGGCUUCAUGGAACUUUUCGGUUUCAAGCAUGACAUUAAGAACAUUUUAUUUAAAUUGGCCUCGAUCAAUUUGUGUUCCGUAGUCUCGGGACAAGUCCUCAUGGAGCUUAUGGUUAAUCCUCCCAAAAAGGGGGAUCCGUCUUAUGGAACUUAUCAUCGGGAAGUAAGUCACAUCCAAGAAUCCUUGCGCACUAGGGCUGAUUUACUUUAUAAUGCUUUCUGUAAAAUGACUGACGUUAGCUGUAAUAAACCCAUGGGUGCAAUGUAUUUAUUUCCUAGGUUACACUUCACAAAGGACAAAUACCCGGAAAUAUUUAAAUUGGCGGAAUUCACAAAGACCUCAGUUGAUGAGUUUUACUGCUUGGAACUUUUAGAGAAGACGGGUAUUUGUUCCGUUCCAGGAAGUGGGUUUGGCCAAGUUCCGGGAACCCUUCAUGUAAGAACCACUUUCUUACCUCCUGGAAAGGAAUGGAUUGAAAGGUGGGUUACAUUUCACGAAGAAUUCGUACAAAGAUUUAAAACCCAUUGA
This is a messenger RNA of Priceomyces carsonii, 1584 nucleotides long. RefSeq names its product alanine transaminase (gene ALT1). Gene Ontology annotation, molecular function: pyridoxal phosphate binding; L-alanine:2-oxoglutarate transaminase activity. The transcript has a single exon. Bases 1 to 1584 code for a protein of 527 amino acids. Gene Ontology annotation, biological process: biosynthetic process. The record is from RefSeq and is a predicted model, not a curated record. Lineage: Eukaryota; Fungi; Ascomycota; Pichiomycetes; Serinales; Debaryomycetaceae.